Molecule: messenger RNA, 3253 nt
Organism: Calidris pugnax (ruff)
Lineage: Eukaryota; Metazoa; Chordata; Aves; Charadriiformes; Scolopacidae
Exons: 2
Coding region: 329-1336 (335 amino acids)
Cellular component (GO): membrane
Source: RefSeq, a predicted model, not a curated record
AAUUUGAACUUCUCAAGUCACAUGAUGAAACCAUAGGUUUGCUAACCAUGCAACGUGGAUGGGCUGAAUGACUUACCCCCAGUUCCUGUUUCCUUCACACAACUCGGUGGUUUUGUAGCGAACGAGCAGCCGGGUUUUUCAUCGCCGUGUACAGCAGCUGAAGAAGUUAUGGUAAUAUAUACACCCUGCUUUCGACAUCAAUAAAGAGGGCUAUAUCCUCCAGACAAUAACUGUAUUUCAGCUGAGCAUCCACAGUGAGAGUCUCGGCCAGUUGUGUCUGUGGAGCAUUUUCUUGAGAAGUUCCAAACCCCACGGUGUGGAAGGGAGGAUGACUUUCCACAACAUGACGUGGAUCGGCUACCCAAGCAAGAACCCGGCUUUCACCCCCCCAGAUGAGAUCGAGGCCUUAAUCGCUUCUCAAAACGUCAUCUCCAGAAUCAUGCACUGUUACAUCGCCUUUUUUGUCCCAACAGGAUUAAUAGCUGGCAUAUGUAUUUUGAUCAUUUUCAUAAAGAAUUAUUCGCAGUACAAAGUCAUGGAAAACUUAGACUUGUUUCUUCUAUACUUCACCAUCAGCAACAUUAUAAUGAUUCUUUUAUCGUUUACUGUCACCAACAGACCUGACUAUUUAAAAGCAACCUGCCUCGCCUGCAAUGUUCUGUCCUUCUUCUUCAACUUCAGUUAUUUCAAUUCUCAAUACAUUCUGAUUUUGAUGCUUCUCAUACUAUUACUGGAGAGAUUUCCACCGAGGACCGUGCUCAUCCAGGGAACCUACCAACCCAUGUUGUGUGUUGGACUUGCCUUCUGUUUGGCGCUGACUGGGGCGGUACUGGUUGGCACAGAUAACUACCAGUUGAAAACAGACUGCCAGUUGGACCCAUUAUUUGCGUGGCCCGAAUACGAGAUCGUUAAAUUCACCUUUGGAUUUGGAAUCCCAUCGUUUCUUCAGAUACUCUGUUUUACUGUUCUCUUGGCUAAAGCGGCACCUCCUGACGCUCCAGCCUUACAACAGCACUUCCGUAUUUACCCCGCUGUCUACAUUAUAAAUAUAACAAUAUUUAUAUGCCGUCUAUUUUAUAACGUUAUGAUUCUCUUCAGGGCAAUGCUCAAACUACAGAAGAGCAUUGGAACUCCCAAGAACGAGCUCGUGAUGAAUAUUGCAGAAAUAGUGCUGUUCUGUGAGAGCUGUGCCAGUUUGCUGUUUAUUCUUUGUUUUCAUAAACCCUGCAAGGAUGAAAUACUUCGUGUCAUCCACAACUGCCGACGGAGAAACACCGCCAGCAACCACCUGGAAAUACCAGUAACAACCCCCAUCCACGAAAGCGGGUCUCAGUAAACCCCGCUCUUCUGGAGAACUGUCAACCCCCUUCACUUUUUUUAGCUUGUUUGUGGGUUUUGGUUUGGUUUUUUUACUUCUCCAAAAGAGGAUAAUCGUUCCUUCUUUAGAACCCGACCCUGGACUAUCUCACAGCUCCCAGUACUGGAAGAAAAAGAUAUUUAGUUCUAGUAUUUGCAAUGAUCUAUGAGAAAACAUGUAGGGUCUGGGGUUAUGGGGGAGUUUUUUCAUAUAAAUAUAUAUAUAUAUAAAUCUUCUAUUUUCUGCAAGUGUUACUUCAAAGCCAAGUAGAAGAAGAGUACUGUUGCCAUAGAAUUGUGCUUUUGUAAUAAUAUCAAUGUCCUGGCAAAGAUGCAAACAAAAACAUAGCAGAAAACAACUUUGAACACAGGUAAAAAUCUGCAGCCAAAGCCUUCCCUCAGAUGUGCUUCUUUUGACUUCUUACCCUACAAACUACUUGUUUUUAUAAUGUUGCUAAAAUCUAGUAGCAGCAGCAGUGAAAUGUGGCUUAAAAACCCAUUAUAAUCCUGAAAUAGUAUGUGAUAUUAUAAGCCUACUGUAAUAGUUGUUUAUAUUUUUAUAUAUACACACACAAACUGAGCCUUUCUUCCCUUUUUCCAUUUUCCUUUUCUGUUUUUAUUGGAACCCUUAAGGUUUUUGUGUGAAUUCUUGUGCCAGAAAACAGAAUUUUCAAAUUAAUGGAAACGCUGGUCCAUAAAGGAAAGCCUCGGGUCCUUUGUGAGGCACUGAACUGGAAAGAUCAACAGGAUGGCUAAUUAAAACUUUGUGCAAGAAUGAAAGCUUUUCGUUAAUGCACUCUCAGCUUCAACUUUGCAUUAAGACUUACAGCAAUUAUUGAUUUAAGCCAUUCUUGAUGAGCUCAUUCAGAAGUACGAAGCCGUGUGCUUUGGAAGAGCCACAUUCAAUAAUAUACUAACUAAAAAAAAAAAAAAGGUAUGUCAGUCCAGAACGGCAAACUGAGGUGUGUUUUUAAAAAAAAUAAAAGCAGAGCCCCAGUCCCAAACCGAAAUGGGGAUCUGCUGGAGACAAGACAGGAGCAUUAGAUAUUUAGAUGAGAAUUCAUGGGGAAAUGGUGCAAAAUGGGAAGAAAAAUCUGAGUGGGAGAAUAAGGCAGCUGCGCACAGGAGCUCGGCCAGAGCCCUGCAGGAUCGGCGGCUGAUGGAGGGCCAAAGUUGGAAAUUCUUGCUUUGAGCACAUUGCUACUGUCACCAAAUUUGGCCAGGAGCCACGUUACACACUUGGCUUCGGUUUCAGCUUUUCCUCUCAAGAGGUGGAGAGAACAGAAAGAACAAGGAAGACAAAAAACUGUACUGGAUCUUGGGUAAAGACGUAGACUUUGAUUGCAAAGUUACAUAAAUAGGGUAAUGUGAUGAGGAAGGCUCAAGUGGCCUGAAGGGUUCUGAGAAAAGCCACUUUGACGCUUAAAUAUGUGCCUUUGCACAACACCCGGGUGCUCACAGAACGGAGAGGUUGUUUUGCAGUUGGGUGCUUUGGAAGGUCUUCCCAAGGGGUCCCGAUUUGUCUGGAGAACUGGUGCAGAUCAGCAUGGGCUGCUGGAGACAGAGAAAGGCAAGCACUGAUGGGUCAAGAACAACAGCCAAAGUGCAUAAAUGGGAGAACAAAGGACAUUUGUUCAGCUAUAAUACAGAAUAUAGAUUCAGUAUCUAGAUACAUGGACCUAGUCUUGGACACUCAAGCCCUGAAUUUUAUAGACCAUGACCGUAUCACAUGUGAAAAAAGGGGAAUGCGGAGUCUCACUAUGAUCACAACAUUUCUGCAAGACGUAAAAACCAGCCACUAAGACAUCUGCACUGUAUUAUGUCAGCCUGUUUUCCUCCUCAAUUUUACUCUGCUGCCAGCAUGAGCAGAAGGAUAAUUAAAGAACACUACGUAUAA